Molecule: messenger RNA, 3737 nt
Organism: Cyprinodon variegatus (sheepshead minnow)
Lineage: Eukaryota; Metazoa; Chordata; Actinopteri; Cyprinodontiformes; Cyprinodontidae
Gene: rb1
Product: retinoblastoma 1
Exons: 27
Coding region: 143-2881 (912 amino acids)
Biological process (GO): negative regulation of G1/S transition of mitotic cell cycle; neuron projection development; cell differentiation
Cellular component (GO): Rb-E2F complex; nucleus; chromatin
Molecular function (GO): RNA polymerase II transcription regulatory region sequence-specific DNA binding
Source: RefSeq, a predicted model, not a curated record
AGUAGAUUUGAGUUUUCUGUAUUGUUGUCACAGAACUUGCCCAGUGGGUUUUAAAUUUCCCCGAGCUUUGCUUUGACCCCAUAAAAUUACCUAAGUUUUAUUUAUUUGAUCAACUCUUCAGGUAAUAAGAGACUAUUAAGAAAUGCCGCCUAAAAAGCGCCUUUUCGGAGUGAACCAAAGGAAGGAGCCGAAGCCCACCGCUGACAGCGCUUCUUCUCCAGACAAGCAGGAUAGCCCAGAGUUAUCUGAGAAAAAGCACAGAGAGAAGGAUGCCAGGUUUGUGAGUCUAUGCAGAAGCCUCCAUAUUUCAGACCUGGUGUGUGAGCGAGCCUGGGCCCUCUGGAAAACUGUUCAGGAAUCCUUGGAUAAAGUCCCUGGAAGUCAGGAGAAGCUUUGGGGCGGCUGUUUGUUUGUUAUCGUCACAGACAUGGACACCUUCUGUUUUACUGUCACUCAAGUUUUAAAAGCUGUCAGUCUGAACUUAAAGCAGUUUUUAGAUGUGGUGAGACAGCUGGAUGUGAACCUUGACACCAUAACCACAAAGGUCAACUCUGCACUGACCCGGCUGGAGAAGAAGUACGACGUAAUGCUGGCUCUUUACCAAAGAUAUGAGAAGACUUGUAAGAGUAUCUUUGCCUCUACACCGGAUGGCAGGGAGCGGGAGACCAUGCGGAACUGCUGGACGCUGUUUCUGUUGGCAAAAGGAAGGGCCUUGCAGAUGGAGGAUGACCUGGUCAUAUCCUUCCAGCUGCUUCUUUGCACGUUGGAGUUAUUUAUCAAGCGCUGCCCUGCAGACCAGCUACAGCCUUUGUACCAAUCAGCCAUCAGUAAAGUUCAGAGCCCUCCGACACGAACAUCCCGUCGCAGCCAGAGCAAAGCCAAAUCCCGUCCUGCAGAACGAGAGCUUGAUAUGCAGCUUCUAGAAACUUUAUGCAAAGACAACGGAUGUAACAUGGAAGAGGUGAUGAACGUGUACCAGACCAGCUUUGUGGCUUUUCUGGACUCCAUGGAUAAUUUGAGAUCAACUGAUUUUCCUAACGUGGAUGAUAUCAACCAACAGUACGAAGAGCACUACCUGAAGAGCAGAGACAUCGACGGACGUCUGUUUUUUGACGGGGAUGAGAGUGUUCUUCCUCCGAAAGUCGAGAUAUCACAAGUGGAGAGAACUCCACAGAAGAACCAGCUGGAUGAAGACGGGCCGGUGGUUCCUCCUCAGACUCCCAUCAGAGGUUUGCUGAACUCUGUUCAGAUGCUAAAGGGAGAUCUUCCCUCCAACGGGGACCAACCCUCCACCACCCUGGCCACGUAUUUCAAAAACUGCACCGUGGACCCAACACAGGAUGUGAAAAAGCGUCUGGAGACGCUUGGACAGGCGUUCAGUCAGAGGUUUGGCGAGGCAGUGGGGCCUGGCUGUGUCGUGUACGGCAGGCAGAGAUUUGCCCUUGGUGUGAAGUUGUACUACAAAGUAAUGGAGGCCAUGCUGAAAUCGGAAGAGAAACGUCUGUCGGUGCAAAAUUUUAGUAAACUCCUCAAUGACUCCAUAUUUCACACAUCACUCCUGGCCUGUUCUCUGGAGGUGGUCAUGGCAACAUAUGAAGAGAGUAGCUUCAAGGACGGAGGAGGUGAACAAACGGGAACAAACGUUUGCUUUCCCUGGAUACUGAACGUCCUCAACCUCUUCGCAUUCGACUUCUACAAAGUGAUCGAGAGCUUUAUCAAGGCUGAGCCGACACUGAGCAAAGGCAUCAUCAAACAUCUGGAGACCUGUGAGAACCUCAUCAUGGAGAGGAUCGCCUGGCAGACGGGCUCACCUCUAUAUGAGCUGCUGAAGCAGGAGCAUGCGAGCUCAGCAGGGGAGCCAGUUGAGACCACAGCAAGCCUGAACCAGCCGCUGCAGCACAACCACACGGCCGCUGACCUAUACCUCUCCCCAACACGCCCAGGCUUGCGGGUUUUGCCCCCUGAAUCCCCGGCCACACCCCCUCAGCAGCCCGCUGCCUCUCAGUCCGCCCCCCAGGCUCCCUGCCAAGCUCCAAGGCAGCCGAAGUCCAACUCGCUCAGUCUUUUCUACAAAAAAUUGUACCGCCUGGCCUAUACAAGGCUAAAGACACUCUGCUCCUCUCUGCUGUCCUCUCACCCUGAGCUGGAGCCUAUAAUAUGGACCCUAUUCCAGUACACGUUACAGAACGAGUAUGAGCUGAUGAGAGACCGCCACCUGGACCAGCUGAUGAUGUCAGCCAUGUAUGCCAUAUGCAAAGUGAAGGGUGUCGAUCUGCGCUUCAAGUCCAUUGUCUCAGCUUACAAGAACAUGCCCAACACCAACCAGGAGACCUUUAAGAACGUGCUGAUUACUGAAGGCCACUACGACUCCAUCAUUGUCUUCUACAACCAAGUGUUCAUGCAGAAGUUGAAAACAAAUAUCCUGCAACAUGCGUCAACCAGGCCGCCUCCUAUCUCUCCCAUCCCUCAAAUACCCUGCAGCCCUUACAAGAUCCCCAGCUCUCCUCUGCGUGUGCCUGGGAGCAACAACAUCUACAUCUCCCCUUUAAAAAGCCGCCACAUGUCGCCGAUCCCUAUGACCCCUCGCUCUAGAAUGCUGGUGUCCAUCGGGGAAUCAUUCGGGGUGUCGAAUCGCUUCCAGAAGAUCAACCAGAUGGUAAACAGCAGCGAGCGCUCCAACAAGAGAAAUAUGGGUCCGGGAGCCACUCUGAAGCCUCUGAAGAAGCUGCGGUUCGACGUGGACUGGCAGGACGAAGCCGACAGCAGCAAACCUGGAGGAGAUUCCACCCUGAUACAGAAACUAACGGAGAUGAGCUCCACAUGGAGUCGCAUGAACGAGCAGAAGAAGGAGGACCCCGAAACGAGGGACGAGUCACAAUAGAGACAUCCAGGCUGACCUGCAUUAUUGUCUCAUGGCAAACACUACUGUUGGUUCACACAGAAAGUGGAAGACGCAAAGUUUCUCUGUAUAUUCAAUGACGUCUUUUAGUUAUUUAAAUUGCUCCAUAACCUGAAGAUACAAGAGAGCUUCUUCACUUUUUGUGUUUUUACUAAAUGAUUUUUAUUGGUUGGACUUUUAAGAGUUCAAAGAACAUUUAUUUGGUUUUUAGGAGUUUUAUUGGUUGUUUUUCAUUAAGGAGGUUAAUGUGUCCCCCUCUUGGAAAAGAUCGAUCAUGAUGCAACAUUUCUAGUGUUAAACAAUGUUUAUUUUUCACAGUUAUUAAGACCUCCAGGCAACUUCUGCAUCAGGAUCAUUUUUAGAUCAAAACAAUUGAGAUCAGUUUAACCUGAAAGUCUCUUAAAAUACAGUUUAGUUUUUUUUUUUUUUUUUUUAAAGGAGAUCUGGAGUCAACAAGUCAUCUCUAUCAUGUAUUUGUUCUGCCCAGGUACUGAAGCAGGUGGGUCCAAUCUGCACAGAUUAAACCAGACAAAGGACACAUGAAAUCUUUUUAUGUUGUGUAAAAUUUUUAUGCUUUUCUUUUUGUUGUUGGAAGAAAAGAUGUGCCUCGUAUGCAAACAUCUCCAAAUGGGUUUAAGUUAAAGUAUUUCUCAAAUUUCUCUUUUUUUUUGUCUUACACUUGUAAUUGAUUUUAACCUUAAAAGUAGCAAAGGAUCCUGAGGAAGGAGGAAAAGCAUUAUUGAUCAUGUUUAGAGAGCUUAGAGUAAAGGUUAAAUGUACGUUAUGUAAAGUUAAAUGUGUUUAUAGUUUUAUCUAUUUAGCAGGUUCCAUAUUGAUU